AUGGCGAGCGCGAUGGACUGGCUCGGCGUCGGGUCCGCGUGCUCUCCGGCGCAGGACGCCGACGACGAUGAUGAUGAUCCUCGACGACCUCGCAGGAACUCUCCACAGGAAACCCCCCACUCGGAAGUUCGGCGGGGGCCGCUUCGAGGCCUGGACGAUCACGACGGGUGGAGCGAUGAGGAUGAAGACAGCGACGGUCCGAACCGCAAUCGGUCCGGGAGGGACGGCAGGAGCGAAUACGCGUCCUCGCAGGAGUACUCCGACUACGCACGUGGACUCUCGUACAGCGAGUCCGAGGGAGAGGGCGCGAGGUCCAACGGGCAAGCGGGGGCGUCGAAGUGGCGAGCCGCCAGUCAGACUCUCGGGGCGGUCGCGACGCUGAAAUCUUCGCUGAAGAGCCCAUCCGCGGUGAGAAGAGAGCAAAAGAAGGCAACCUUCGCGGUCAUCGAAGACGAGGAGAGACACGUCCUCGACGAUCCGGCGAUGAAGCACCGUCUGACGGGUAACAACGCGGGAAGCUGGUCGGGUGCGGGAGCAGGCGACGAGGCUGCAGCCAAGGGCUCACCCGACGGACAGGUGUGCGGCGUCAAUGUCGUCAUCCUCCCAUCCGCGUGGUACGUCCUGUACUGGGAUAUGUUCAUGAUGAUGCUGCUCUUCGCGAUCAUAUUCCUGCUGCCGUACGAGGCGGCAUUCGUCAAGUCGUACACCGACCUGUCCACGAGCGAGAUGUCCAACACGCAGUUUACGUUUCUCGUGGUCAACCGCGUCCUCGACGCGUUCUUCAUCAUGGACUUCUUCUUGCAGUUCGUGCUCGGUUACGUGGACGAGCAAAGCGGCAAGGUGGUGACCAGCCUGACGCAGAUCCGAAACAGGUACCUGCGCAGCUACUUCGUCAUCGAUGUGGUGUCGCUGUUUCCGUUUGACCAGCUGGUGCAGAGCUCAAGCACGCCGUUGCUGAGAGCGAUCAAGUUUCUUCGCAUGCUGAAGCUGCUCCGCGCUCUCAAGGCGAACCGCAUAAUCUCGCGACUUCUCAGCCACGUCGAUGUAAGUCAUGCCACGAUGAAGAUCUCGAAGGAUAUCGUCAUCCUGUUGAUCCUGAUUCACUUCCUGGUGUGUGCGUGGGCGUACCAAGCAAACUCCGAUCUCGAUGAUGAUCCCGAGCGAUGGAUAUACCUCAACUCCGUGGAUAUCUCGAGUGCAGACGCAAUGUACAUUACUGUCAUGCAGCUCAUCUUCACGAGCGAUAUCCAGGUCGCUCUUCUCGGCGACCAGCAGCUCAAGAUCUUCACAUCGGUUGUGAUCUAUGUCCUCACCGCGCUCACCAUCGCCGAGCUCACGGACAUGGUGCAGAACGCAUCCGCGGGCGACGCUGCGUUUCAGAGGAUGCUGGACGAGCUCAAUUCGCUGAUGCGGGAAAGAAAUUUCCCGAGCGACCUUCGUUUUCGGCUACGUGAUUUCUUGCGAUUCAAGCAUGCCAGGGAGAAGGACAUGGUUUCCAAUCCUGAGCGACUGGAGAUGAUGCGCGCCCUGAGUCCACAGUUGCAAGUUCAGGUCACUGACCAGAUGAGCCAAGCCGGCAUGAAAGCCAGUCCGCUUUUCCAGGGCUGCAAGCCCGACCUUAUUAUGAAGAUCACCAUGGCUGCGAGUUCGAUGCUGCUGGGCGCGACAGAGGCGGUUUCUCGUGAGGGUGAGCCUGCCGAUCAUCUUUGCGUCCUGGAAAAGGGAUUUCUGAUCUCUGCGGGACGCGUCGUUAUGACCGGAUCUAUUUUCGGGCAGGAGUGCCUUCUCUCGGGCGCAUUUGAUGAGGUUAAGAACGUCCAUUCGACGCACACCCUUACAUUUGCAUCCAUGACCCGGAUUCACAUCCACCAGCUUGACCAAAUUGUGAGGAAAGCAGAUCCAGCAUUUUGGAGGAUAAUGCGCAACAGGGCAGUGCGGUUCCUGGUCGGCAGGGGCCUAUUGAUGUACUGUCAGCUCGCCCAGAGGCGAAGGGAGGGAGGUAUGAAGGGGACGAACGCGUUGGCGCGAGAGAUGAUUUCUUUGGGCGUGGGAAAGAUCGUGAUCUACAAGAUGAUGCUUGCGUAUCGCUACGUCAACGGUGAGGCGGAGCAGAUUGAGUAUGCGGUGAGAAAGAUCCAGUCUUGGUUUCGAGGAGUGCGAGUCAGGAAGGCUUUCAGAUCGGUCGUAUUUAGGGCCAGGAUGACUAACGCAUACGUACCCCGCGAGCUGAGGAACUCGACGAAGGGAGCGCACGAAACCGGGACCAAACACGAGAUAUCACGGUUGAUCACCACCUUUGCAUCGCAAGGACCAGAAGGUCACGAGGAAAGGAUCGAGCUCAUCGUGCACCAAUCGGAGUCUACGGCGCAGCAAAUCCGUGCUCUGAUCAUGGAACAGCGUAGGAUGGCGAGGACGGUCGACACGAUCGCGAUGUUGAUCCGCAAGAUGACUUUAGGUCUAUAG
This is a messenger RNA of Micromonas commoda, 2463 nucleotides long. RefSeq names its product voltage-gated ion channel superfamily. The record is from RefSeq and is a predicted model, not a curated record. Gene Ontology annotation, cellular component: membrane. NCBI's taxonomy places the organism in Eukaryota, Viridiplantae, Chlorophyta, Mamiellophyceae, Mamiellales, Mamiellaceae. Gene Ontology annotation, molecular function: monoatomic ion channel activity; protein binding. The transcript has a single exon. The coding region runs from base 1 to 2463 and encodes 820 amino acids. Gene Ontology annotation, biological process: transmembrane transport; monoatomic ion transport.